GAGCUGGGCCGGAAGCUGUUCAAGAGGCGAAGAGUUCUGAGCCGAGACAAGAAGAAGAAGAGGAAGAUAGUCGGAGCGGUGAUUGACAGAGACCUGAUCACCAAACACCACCUGAAGAAGAGGAGCUCCAGCGCGCGGGCGAACAUCACUCUCUCCGGGAAGAAGAGGAGGAAACUGAUCAAGCAGCUGGCGCACAUGGAGCGGGAGAAAUGCGCCGCAGCAGCAGCAGCACAGACACAGAGUAAUGCUGCAGCUGCACAGAAUCCACCACAGAAGAGCAGGAGAGCAGCAGAGAAGAUGGAGGUGGAGUGAGGAGCUUCAGCACACACACACACACACACACACGUUCAGGACUACCUCAGCGGAUCUGUGUGUCAUUUCAACUCACCGUCACAGCAAGACAUGAAACGGACCGAACACACACACACACACACACACUCUCUCCCUCACACACACCCAUCAAAGCUACAACACCAACAGAUGAACAUUACUGUGCUGAAGUGUGUGUGUGUGUGUGUGUGUGUGUGUGUGUGUGUGUGUGUGUGUGUGUGUGUUAUCGGGCUGUAUCGCUGUGGUGUGUGUUCUGGUUCAGUGUUCACAGAUGAUGAUUGUGAAAUAAAGGAGUGUGUUUCCUCCUGAUGUGUGUGUUCAUCACAA
This is a messenger RNA of Danio aesculapii, 657 nucleotides long. RefSeq names its product chromosome unknown C11orf98 homolog (gene cunh11orf98). The annotation marks the transcript as partial. NCBI's taxonomy places the organism in Eukaryota, Metazoa, Chordata, Actinopteri, Cypriniformes, Danionidae. The transcript is spliced from 3 exons. The record is from RefSeq and is a predicted model, not a curated record.